GUAUGAGCUGGUGGAGGACACCGCGACGAAUGACAUCGUGUCUUGGAGUGCGCUGGGUGGCAGCUUCGUCGUGUGGAAACCAGCAGAAUUUGCGAGGGACCUCCUGCCCCUCCAUUUCAAGCACAACAAUUUCUCAAGCUUUGUGAGGCAGCUGAAUACAUAUGUGAGUGUCAUGGCAGGACGUUUGCGUUGA
Molecule: messenger RNA, 193 nt
Organism: Ostreobium quekettii
Lineage: Eukaryota; Viridiplantae; Chlorophyta; Ulvophyceae; Bryopsidales; Ostreobiaceae
Source: the annotation of a GenBank genome assembly